This is a messenger RNA of Emericellopsis atlantica, 1594 nucleotides long. RefSeq lists its product as uncharacterized. Gene Ontology annotation, biological process: pyrimidine nucleotide-sugar transmembrane transport. Bases 217 to 1449 code for a protein of 410 amino acids. Gene Ontology annotation, cellular component: Golgi membrane; intracellular membrane-bounded organelle. The transcript is spliced from 4 exons. The record is from RefSeq and is a predicted model, not a curated record. Lineage: Eukaryota; Fungi; Ascomycota; Sordariomycetes; Hypocreales; Bionectriaceae. Gene Ontology annotation, molecular function: pyrimidine nucleotide-sugar transmembrane transporter activity.
AGUCUAUUGAGCAUCUGCCCGCCGAGUACGGGCGCUCAAUUCAGUGUCAUUGGCGUUCGCGCGGAGGAAGUUCAGUCUUUCAUCUCUCUCUUUGUCUACACCUGCCAUCGAUUCCAUCGCUUGCUUCAUCGCCCGAACAUUGCACGGCACCACCCGCGACAAGCUAUCGCGACCCCAACUCCGACGGUCGGCCACUUGGCGUCAUCCCGGAGCAUCAUGGCCACACGAACAGCCAUCCCCUUCCUGGUGGGAAUGAUGCUGCUGACAGGCGUCUGCAACACCCUCCUGACCAAAUAUCAAGACAACCAAUGCGUGCGCGACUGCGAGAAUGAGAACCCGAACAAGCGAAAGGCCUUUGAGCAGCCCGUCCUGCAAACGGCGCAGAUGUUCGUCGGCGAAAUGGGAUGCUGGCUCGUCGUUGGUCUCCUGGCUCUCCGGACGCGCUUCUUCUCGAACAAGUCCCCGUCGGCGCGCGGCUACGAGGCUGUCGACACGCACGAUCGCGGAGACAGCGAUCCCAUGGCAGAGGAUGUAGAGGGAUCUUACAAGGGCAAAUCGGUCUUGCGCGGUGCCAGGGUCACCUUGCUGGCAUUGCCAGCCAUCUGCGACAUUUGCGGCACGACGUUGAUGAACGCCGGUCUCUUGCUGGUCGCCGCGUCCAUCUACCAGAUGACACGAGGCGCCCUCGUCCUCUUCGUCGGACUCUUCAGCGUCGUAUUCCUCAAGCGCCACCUCCACCUGUUCCAGUGGCUCUCGCUGGUCGGCGUCGUGCUCGGCGUAGCUGUCGUCGGCCUGUCGGGGGCCAUCUGGCCGGACGAGCAAAAGAUCCCGCAGGACGGGAAGUUCAGCGACGAUGCCGAGGUCGGCGGACUGUCCGACACGGCGGCGGCGGUGAUUGGCGUGCUCCUCAUCGCCGGUGCGCAAAUCUUCACGGCGACACAGUUCGUCUUGGAGGAGUGGAUCCUCGAGCACUCGAACAUUGAGCCGCUGCGUGUUGUGGGCUGGGAAGGCAUCUUUGGGUUCAGCGUGACGAUGCUUGUCAUGUUCGUGCUGCACAUGGCCGUUGGCCGUACGGACGCGGGACGCUAUGGGUACUUUGAUGCGGUGGAGGGCUGGCGGCAGAUGACGACGAACCCCAAGAUUGGGUAUACCAGUCUCCUGAUCAUGGUCAGCAUUGGUGGUUUCAACUACUUUGGCCUCGCGGUCACUCGCACCGUGAGCGCGACCUCGCGAUCGACCAUUGACACAUGCCGCACGCUCUUCAUCUGGAUCGUCUCGCUUGGCCUGGGCUGGGAGAAGUUCAAGUGGCUGCAGAUUGUCGGCUUCGCUCUCCUGGUCUACUCGACUUUCCUCUACAAUGGCAUCGUCCAGCCGCCUCUCAAGUGCUUGCAGACGGACGAGGAGAUAGAGGAGCUCUUGCCUGAAGAUCCUAUCGAGCGAACCCACUAGCAGCGACCAUGUCUUUUUCUUUUUGAAUAUCUCUCGCUACUAUAUACGACUUCUGAUUGGACAUCAUGGGAUGGCGUUUAGGUCACCCCGUACUGGGUUCAGGAUCUCAUCGUGGCCGACGAUUCACGCGCCAUGUUUUUGCACA